CGGAGUGCUAGCAAAUGUGCAGUACGUUUACAGACGGCAGAAUAAUUACAGUAGUUUAUCUCGUUGGAAUUUAUCAAGACACGAAAACGUCUUCUUCCCUUUCUCAUAACCCUGAAAUAAUAAAGAUUCUGCCAGAAUGCUGCAGAGUUUCUCCCAGUCACUAGACUGGUUCUACUCAGAGCCUCUCUUGUUUGAUGAUGAAUUCUGCCAGAGCUUGAUGAAGGACCUACAGGCACUCCCCACGCCACCCCAGUCCCCUCCAUUGAAGACUGGACUCCAUGCCAAACCACUUUCCAAGGAGGACCAGUUGAGCUACCUCUCGGACAUACUCUUGGAGGAUCAGGACCCGCAACUAAAUUGGAAUUGUGACUUUUUGUACGAUGGCGGUGCAACAGAGACAAAGGACCAACAGCCAGAUGAGUCCGACGACUGUUUAUGGCAUUGCCUCGGUGAUAAGUCUAUGGAGAAGCUAUCAUCUGUGCUCUCCAGCAGCCCGCUGCUCUCGGACAUAGACACAAGCAUUUUCGAGGAAAUUGCCGGCUCCACAAUGGACUGCCACAGUGCGGCGCUCGCAUGCCAAGCUUUGGAGAAUGAGGAUUUACUAUUGGACAGCCAGGAGCAAGGCAGCGAGUCGACUUCAGACUACGGCUCAGCAGGAGGUGAAUUCUCAACGUAUUCGAGCAGUGCCAGUGAUUCUGAGGAGGAGAUAGACGUGGUGACAGUGAAGAGGACCACCAGCCCCUCCUCCCCCUCCCAGUCGGUAGAAGAGAGCCGGCGGCGGCAGCGCGCCCUAAAGCGGCAACACCUGGAAAUCCAGCUGCAGCACAACUACGCAGCCCCCUGCCCUGCAUCGCCCCUCCACGCAGAGCCCUCGUCCACUUCCUACCACAAGCGCACCCGGUCCUCCGACUCCCACAGACACCACCACAGCUCGUCGGGCCGCUCGUCGCGACACAACCUCAGCAGUCAUCAACACCAGUCUAGCUCUAGGCAGUCGACUGAUGUGGAGGAUGAGGAGGAGAGGAGGCAUACCCACAACGUGAUGGAGAGGCAACGGCGCAACGAGCUGAAGAACUGUUUCCUGCGGCUCAGGGACAACGUGCCUGAGCUGUCCAACAACGACAAGGCCUCCAAGGUGGUCAUCCUGAAGAGGGCGUGCGACAGCAUCCGUGGCCUGGAGUUGGCGGGCCAGAGACUGAGUGACAAGCGAGACAAGCUCCGAGAGAGGCAGGAGCAGCUCAAAGUUAAACUGGAGCAGCUCAGGAGGCAAUGGUGUGACUGACGAGACGAGGCGCAAAACUAAAGCAUUUAGAGAUAGAUGAUUUGAAAAUACUGGUCUUGACUUAAGACUUGAUGCUGCGCACACUCAAUGCAUGGUC
This is a messenger RNA of Oncorhynchus nerka (sockeye salmon), 1379 nucleotides long. RefSeq names its product transcriptional regulator Myc-2-like. The coding region runs from base 137 to 1282 and encodes 381 amino acids. Gene Ontology annotation, biological process: positive regulation of cell population proliferation; regulation of transcription by RNA polymerase II. The record is from RefSeq and is a predicted model, not a curated record. The transcript has 3 exons. Lineage: Eukaryota; Metazoa; Chordata; Actinopteri; Salmoniformes; Salmonidae. Gene Ontology annotation, molecular function: RNA polymerase II cis-regulatory region sequence-specific DNA binding; DNA-binding transcription factor activity, RNA polymerase II-specific; protein dimerization activity.